Molecule: messenger RNA, 234 nt
Organism: Nezara viridula (southern green stink bug)
Lineage: Eukaryota; Metazoa; Arthropoda; Insecta; Hemiptera; Pentatomidae
Source: the annotation of a GenBank genome assembly
AUGGUCUGCGUAGCAAAAUUAAGGACCAUAGACAUAGCUCGGGAUUCCCUGGAACGUCCUUGGUCGUGCGGUGGGGGUGUUGGGUAUAAAGCUCCAAGUUUAAUGUUAUUGCCACAAGAGCAACAUGGAGUUGAGGCUAUCGCGGUCUGGGUUCGUCUGUCUGCUGGUGGUAAUAGCAGCUACCUGCUCAGUUCAUUAACGAACGACCUCCUUCUCGUCAAGACGUGGGCAUAG